Zingiber officinale is the source of this 516-nucleotide messenger RNA. RefSeq names its product U-box domain-containing protein 21-like. Lineage: Eukaryota; Viridiplantae; Streptophyta; Magnoliopsida; Zingiberales; Zingiberaceae. The coding region runs from base 1 to 516 and encodes 171 amino acids. Gene Ontology annotation, molecular function: ubiquitin protein ligase activity. The record is from RefSeq and is a predicted model, not a curated record. The transcript has a single exon.
AUGGAAAAGCUAAUCGAGGCACUACUGAAGCUAAUCGAGAAGCCAAUCUCGCCAUGGACCACCAAGGUGGCCCUGGAGACGACAUUCUACCUGGUCUCGACCCACGAGAGGAUUGCAGCUAGGGUUUCAGAAUCGAGGAUCGUUCCCCUACUACUCGAGACCCUAGUCAACGCCGAUAGGAGCACCACCGAGAAAGCUCUAGGGGUGCUGGAUGGCGCUCUGGGCUAUGGCCGCGACAGGGAGGCGGCGUGCAGCCACCCCCUAGCGGUGCCGGUGCUGGUGAAGAACAUGCUGUGGGUGUCGGAGACGGCGACACAAUUCGCCGUGUCGGCGCUGUGGAAGCUCUGCAAGAGCGAGAGGCAAGGUGAGCGCGCCGCGAAGGCCACCAAAGUCGGAUCCUUCCAGAAGCUUCUCAUUUUGCUCCAAGUUGGGUGCUCUACGUCGACAAAGGAGAAAGUGAGCAAGCUGCUCAGGCUGCCGAACACACAGGGGAAGCUUAGAGGGCAGAAGUCCUGA